AUGGUGGAAGUUGAGCGAUUUGUGGAGAUUAUGGAGGUCCCUGAGGAGAAAAUCGUUAAGAUGGUAGCUUUUCGUUUGAAAUCUACAGCUGCUGGCAACCGAUCAGUGUCGGACUACACCCAUGAGUUCAUGAAACUAGUCGAGCGCAACAAUUUGAUCGAAUCUGAAAAUCAGAAAGUAGCCAUGUAUAUUAAUGGACUGAAAAUUGCUUUACAAGAUAAAAUUGGGUUGCAGAAUCUUUGGACUUUACAGGAAGCCAUUAACAUGGCAUUAAAGGCUGAGAUGAUUGGAGUUGAGAGAGCGGCGACCAACUAUCGUAGGGCUGCCACACCUAUUGAACAACCACUAAACAAUGCUAUUGACAAAGGAAAAGCGAUUGAUAGCUCAUCUAGUUCCCAGAACAAGGCUAAUAUAGAAGGAGGCAACACCAAAUUUGCUAAUAGAGGAAUAGGGCGACUUCCACCUCAAAGGGAGAAUCCAUAUGCCAGACCUUCAGUUGAUAUUUGCUACAGGUGUCGAAAAUCUAGACAUUGCUCCAAUAAUUGUCCAGAACGAAGACAAGCUAACUUGGUGGAGCGUGAGGCGUUUUCAGAGGUAGAAGAAAAAGUGGCGGAUGAAGGUGAUUAUGAUGGAGUAGAGUUUUCUGUUGAGGAAGGAUUGGAGAGACUAAACUUGGUGCUGCAACGAGUCCUCUUGUCACUAAAAGAAGAGGGACAGAGACAUAACAUAUUCCAUUCGCUUUGUUCCAUUAAGAAUAAAGUGUGCGAAGUGAUUGUGGAUAAUGGAAGCUGUGAGAACUUUGUAUCAAAGAAAUUAGUAAGUAUGUUACAGCUACCAACUGAGAACCAUCCCAAUCCAUAUUCCCUUGGUUGGGUGAAGAGGGGGCCUUCUGUUCAAGUUACUGAGACGUGUAAAGUACCGCUCUCCAUUGGAAAACGUUAUAAGGAUGAGGUGAUAUGUGAUGUCAUUGACGUGGAUGCAUGCCAUAUUCUUUUGGGUCGCCCUUGGCAGUUUGAUGUUGAUGUUGACUCUACUUUCCGGGGACGUGACAAUGUGGUGUUAUUUAUGUGGGACAGCUAUAAGAUCGCUAUGGCUCCUCUCAAACAGACGGGAAGUGCGAACAAACAAAGGUCAGAAAGUUUUCUUACUCUCACAAGCAACGAACAAGAAAUUGUGAAUUUUGCAAGGCACUCUGACUGCAUCUGCCCAAUAGUGGUAAAAGGGCUUAUGGUGGUUGGGAAGGAAGGAGACAUGGUUCCAGUUGAAGGACAACAAAUAUUAAAUGAUUUUCAGGUUUUGAUUUCAGAUGAGCUCCCAAAUGAAUUGCCUCCUAUGCGAGAUAUCCAGCACCAGAUUGACCUCAUGUCAGGAGCAAGCCUUCCAAAUUUGCCUUACUACAGAAUGAGUCUGAAAGAGAAUGAAAUUUUGAGAGAGCAGAUUGAAAACUUAUUGAAGAAGGGGUUUAUCAGAGAGAGCAUGAGUCCUUGUGCAGUCCCCGUUUUGUUGGUGCCUAAGAAAGGAGGGACUUGGCGCAUGUGUGUUGAUAGUCGCGCCAUCAAUAAAAUAAUUGUGAAGUACAGGUUUCCUAUUCCACGACUUGAAGACAUGUUGGAUGUACUUUCGGGGUCUCGUAUGUUUACAAAGAUAGACCUUCGUAGCGGCUACCACCAAAUUCGAAUCAAGCCCGGGGACAAGUGGAAGACUGCAUUCAAAAGUAAAGAAGGGCUCUACGAAUGGUUGGUAUUGCCCUUUGGGUUGACCAACGCUCCUAGCACCUUCAUGAGAUUAAUGAACCAGGUACUUAGACCUUUCAUUGGCUCUUUUGUUGUUGUGUAUUUCGACGAUAUUCUCAUUUACAGCAAGAACAAAGGAGAGCAUCUCACUCAUUUGAGACAAGUCCUGGAUGUGUUGAAAGAAAAUCAGCUUUAG
Diospyros lotus (date-plum) is the source of this 1929-nucleotide messenger RNA. RefSeq lists its product as uncharacterized. The transcript is spliced from 2 exons. The record is from RefSeq and is a predicted model, not a curated record. Bases 1 to 1929 code for a protein of 642 amino acids. Lineage: Eukaryota; Viridiplantae; Streptophyta; Magnoliopsida; Ericales; Ebenaceae.